This is a messenger RNA of Gloeophyllum trabeum ATCC 11539, 1404 nucleotides long. RefSeq names its product mitochondrial pyruvate dehydrogenase E1 component beta subunit. Gene Ontology annotation, cellular component: intracellular membrane-bounded organelle. Gene Ontology annotation, biological process: pyruvate decarboxylation to acetyl-CoA. The transcript is spliced from 7 exons. The coding region runs from base 74 to 1276 and encodes 400 amino acids. Gene Ontology annotation, molecular function: pyruvate dehydrogenase (acetyl-transferring) activity. NCBI's taxonomy places the organism in Eukaryota, Fungi, Basidiomycota, Agaricomycetes, Gloeophyllales, Gloeophyllaceae. The record is from RefSeq and is a predicted model, not a curated record.
CAGGGUCCGAAAUUUCUCAAGCAUCCCACCGCGUCUGGCACGGACACGUCGACGGCCCAUCCCUCUUUCUGCAAUGGCGACACUAGCACGGUUACGGCCUACGAUUGCCAGGCGCACUCCCUUCCGAGUCGCCGCGCGGGCGCUGCAAACGUCGGCGGACACGACACAACCACUAGAUACCCCCCACAAGUCGGAGCCGUUCCAGGUUAAACUUCAUGAAGACUCCUUCCACACAUACAGGCUGGAUGCCCCGCCGAACUUCGAGGUGGAGGUCACGAAAGAUAUGCUCAUGACCAUGUACAAGGAGAUGUCAACUAUGCGGCGGAUGGAGAUGGCUGCGGACGCCUUGUACAAGGCGAAGCUUAUUCGUGGUUUCUGCCAUUUGGCUAUCGGGCAGGAAGCUAUCGCGGUCGGCCUGGAGCACGCGAUCACGAAGCAGGACCUUGUCAUUACUGCCUACCGUUGCCAUCCCUUCGCAGUUAUGCGCGGCGGUACCAUCAAGGGUGUUAUUGGCGAGCUGCUCGGCCGACAGGCCGGUAUGUCGAACGGGAAGGGUGGUUCCAUGCACAUCUUCACGCCGAACUUCUUCGGUGGUAAUGGUAUCGUCGGAGCACAAGUUCCCGUCGGUGCCGGCAUCGCGUUCGCCGCGAAGUACCAGGAGAAGCCCAUAGCCACCUUCGCCAUGUACGGUGAUGGUGCUAGCAACCAGGGUCAGGUGUUCGAGGCGUUCAACAUGGCCAAACUCUGGAACCUGCCCUGCGUUUUCGUCUGCGAGAACAAUAAGUACGGAAUGGGUACCUCCGCCGAACGCAGCUCCUCGAACACCCAGUACUAUACUCGUGGCGACAAGAUCCCUGGUCUCCAGGUGAACGGAAUGGACAUCAUCGCUGUCCUCCAGGCAUGCCGGUUCGCAAAGAACUGGGCAGUCUCGGGCAACGGCCCUCUCGUCAUGGAGUUCGUCACCUAUCGUUACGGUGGUCACUCCAUGUCGGAUCCUGGAACCACCUACCGUACACGUGAGGAGAUCCAGCGGAUGCGUUCCACGCAGGACCCCAUCCGUGGUCUCCAGCACUACAUUGAGGAGUGGGGUUUGGCUACGGAGGAGGAACUCAAGAAACUCGACAAGCAAGCUAAGGCCGAAGUCGACGAGGCAGUUGAGGAGGCCAAGGCUUCGCCAGAGCCCAAGAUUGAGGACCUCUGGACCGACAUCUACUACAAGGGUACUGAGCCGCCGUUCAUGCGCGGUCGCGAGCGGGAGGAGGUUCACUACUACUAAAAUACACGCAGGCGGAUCUUUGAGGAUUGGGUCUUUUGUCGAUCGUUUAUAGACUCUGUUUAGUACUUAGGUAUACAUGCGUCGGAUAUCCGACACCCAAAUAAUUGAUGCUAGCAUCGUCCCCAACA